Tuber aestivum (summer truffle) is the source of this 407-nucleotide messenger RNA. The record is from the annotation of a GenBank genome assembly. Lineage: Eukaryota; Fungi; Ascomycota; Pezizomycetes; Pezizales; Tuberaceae.
UUAUACAGAAGAUAUGUGCGGCUAGGUAAGUUGAGCGACCUCAACGCGGCAAUUAUUCGGGUGGAAACGGCCAUCGAUACAUAUGCAGCAGGGAACCCCUCUCACAAUGAUAUGCUAAAUGUGCAGAGCGACUUAUUGAGAGAGAGAUUUGGCCGGCUUGGUGGCAUGAGAGAUCUAGAAUUAGUGGAAGGGAUAAAUGAGGAAAUAGUGAGACGAAGCCGCACCGGUGACCCGGAAAGUACCAGGGCAAUUGCCUACCUUGGGGUCGUGUUAUACAAACGCUUUGAGCGGAUUGGCACCCUGGGAGACCUUCAAAAAGCCAUCAAGCUCACGGAAGAGGCACUAACUGCCACCCCUCUAGAUCACCCAGAUCGAGCAGCUGGACUUAGUAACCUGGGAGGCAUGCU